This is a messenger RNA of Monoraphidium neglectum, 1194 nucleotides long. RefSeq lists its product as hypothetical. The transcript has 4 exons. NCBI's taxonomy places the organism in Eukaryota, Viridiplantae, Chlorophyta, Chlorophyceae, Sphaeropleales, Selenastraceae. The annotation marks the transcript as partial. The record is from RefSeq and is a predicted model, not a curated record.
AUGACCCACUCGGCCUCCAUGCCGGCUUCGCACAUGGGCCUCGCCGCCGCCGCCGGCAGCAUCGCCCCGCCGCCCGCGCCCGGCGCGCCCAGCGCCGGCGGCCGCGUCGGCCCCGCGCACGCGCGCAGCACGUCGAUGGGGAUGGUGUCGGUGGCGGGGUCGGAGGCGAGCGGCGCGGGCGGAAGCGGCGGCGUCGGUGGCAGCGGCGGGCCGGAGCUGCUGCGCAUGCUGGCGCUGUACGCUGACCUGGGGCUGGAGUACACGAUGACGGGCCCCGACUCGUCCAUCCUGGCCGAACUGAGGGGGCUCGCCAUCAAAGCCCAGGAGAGGACACUGGAAGACGACCGCCCCACCACCACCGCCAGCAUCACUACCCCCAUCCACUCCGCCGACCCCGCCGCCAUCCCGUCGCCCACCGAGGCGGCAGCCAUCGCCGACCCCGCCGCCGCAGCCGCAGCCGCCGCCGAGCUGCCGCAGCCGGCGGCGGGGCCCGGGUCGGAGGCAGCGGCGGUGGCGGUGGCGCGCGGACAGCAGGUGGCAAUCUCCAUCCUUGAGCCGUGUGACGUCACCGCCAGAUACCGCGUGAGCGAGACGCUGCAGGAUGUGAAACUGGAUAUUUCGGACGUCCAGCUGAGGAUGUCACCGGACGUCAUGGCGCUCAUCAUGCACCAGCUGGAGGCCGUCUACGCGCCGCUCGUCGUGCCGCCACCCGACCAGCCCCUCGCGCGCUGCCACACGUUCGAGCUCGUCUGGUCCAGCCGCGGCCUGGGCGGCGGGGGCGGCGCCGCGCCGCCGUUUGCGACGGCGGGGGCAGGGGGCGUUGACACCAUGAGCUCAGAGAAGGGGGUGUCGAUCUGGCGGCCGCAGGCGCCCACGGGCUACGCCAUUGCUGGCGACAUCGUAACGCCCGGCGUGGCCCACCCCAACCACCAGGUCGUCGCCAUAGCCAUUAACAGCGGCUUCGUCAGAUACCCUGUCUCAUACCAGCUCGUCUGGGAGGCACCAGGCGUGUCCGUCUGGCGCCCCGUCCCGCCGCCCGGCUACGUCGCCCUCGGCUGCGUCGCCGCGCCCGGCGCCGCGCCGCCGCCGCUCAAGGCCGCAGUCGUCGCGCACCGCCUGGCGGUCGUCGAGGCGCCGCUCGGCGAGUGCGCGCUGCUGUGCGCCAACGGGAACCUGUGGAGCGUCGCAAACAGC